Molecule: messenger RNA, 2315 nt
Organism: Odobenus rosmarus divergens (Pacific walrus)
Lineage: Eukaryota; Metazoa; Chordata; Mammalia; Carnivora; Odobenidae
Gene: PPP1R1A
Product: protein phosphatase 1, regulatory (inhibitor) subunit 1A
Exons: 6
Coding region: 1660-2190 (176 amino acids)
Biological process (GO): intracellular signal transduction
Cellular component (GO): cytoplasm
Molecular function (GO): protein phosphatase inhibitor activity
Source: RefSeq, a predicted model, not a curated record
GCAAGAGAAAGAAGAGAGAUGAUCUAUUCAUUUCCUAGUAGUUCAGGUGCCUGGGAGGUGCUUUAGGAAGGCUGACCUGACUCCCUUCUGCUAUAGGACAUCAAAAUUCUCAAAGACUCUGAGUGCCUAGAAAUCUUGUCCAAGGCAAGGAAAUGGGCUAAGGGACCUGUCCAACAUCACAGAGCCCUGCUGCGCUCUCAAAGGCCCUUUCUGACGUGCUUGUGGUCCCUUCUCAGGAUCCCAACUUCCACUAAUACCCCCACCCUCUCCCUGUCUCUCUGACUCCUCCACAGCCAGCAUGCCCCCUCCACCCACAGCAGGAAAGAAAGAAAAGGGAGUCCUCCCCUAGGGAAGGGAUGGCCCUCACCCUGCAGAUGUGAAGCCGACGUGCCCGCGUGCUGGUGCCCAGCACCUCUGCAUCAGGAACUCCAGGCCGACUCACAACUAAUGUUUGUGUAGUGCUGAUGUGUAUGCGCGCGCGCGCACACACACACACACACACACACACACACAGGACUGGUACUGCCAGGGACCUUGAAAUGUCACCCCAAAAAGAUGUUGCUGGAAUCUCCAGUGAAAACAAUGACCUACCUCAACAUACCCCCCAUUGUACACAUCCCAUUUCUUUGGGGAGAGUCCCCCUCUCAGACUAACACUGUGCCUCUUGCUAGGGCUGAUACCCACUUUCUGGGCAUAAAGAAGGGCAGGUGUCUUACCCCACCCCCAAAGGUAGUGAUACUAAAUAAUGGGACACAGAAAAGAGAGGAAUUUCAUCCUUCAGCAUCCUCACCCUACUACUCUCAGCCCUGGAUAAUUUUAGCCCCUUUCCCAGCCCCUUUAGCCUUCCCUCCUCUCUUCUGCCCUGGAGGGAGCUGCAGGGACUCCAGCCCCACGGGUCCCCUCACUUCCAAGCCUCUAAACCCUCCAGAGAAAGGGGGGAAAACCACAUGUCCCAAGAGUCCUUGGACUGACUUCAACAGCAGUCAACUUUAUUGGCAGCGUGGCAAAAGAACAGCAACCGCCCAGCGGACGGUCCGCUUUUAUAUGUUAAUUUCUUAGACUGGGACCCUGGAGCCCAGGGUAAGAUUUUUCAGUAACUUUAGGCCCUGACUAGACUCCUGCUAGUAUUUUAUUUACCAUGACAAGGAUUUCCGCAGACCACAUUUCCUGACAAAUUAGGAAGACAGUGUGUCCCAGGAUAGGGAGGACUUUGGGGAAUGAGCCAGCUCGUGGGCCAGAGAAAUGCACCUUCAGCCCUACCUUCCCUGAGCCGUCCACCCAGGCUGGGCAGGGACUGAGGGGUGCUCUCCACCGAUGCCGGCGCACCAAAGGUUAAUGUCUGUUUGCGGGGGGUGGGCUGGACCACUGAGGGAAAAGCCUUGGCCCUCUCGGGUUAUUUCUGACCAUUGGUCAGGAUGGACAGAAGGCACAGCAAGCCAGAGAUCCAUGCAUGAGAGCAGAUAGAGCUGCUGAGACGGAGCGCUAGGGAGAUGCAGAAACGGAAAGAGGGGUGGGGGGGUCUUUGGGUCCCCAAGGGGGAGGGGUGGGCCCGGGAAUGUCCAUCUUGGGAUGGUAGGUUCAGGGUAAUGGGGCAUUUUUUGAGGGAUAGUAAGCGGGGAGCCUGGAUUAUGUUGCUGAGUGGGAUUGGGUGGGGCUUAAAUGCUUCCACGUGCACUUGACCUCUUCCCUCAGAUCCGGAGGCGCCGCCCCACCCCUGCCACCCUCGUGCUGACCAGCGACCAGUCCUCCCCAGAGAUAGAUGAAGACCGGAUCCCCAACCCGCUUCUCAAGCAUGGCAAGGCUCAGAAGGCGGGGGAGAAGGGCUGGCCCCCCACCUGUGCUCUGUGUCCUUCACAGUCCACGUUGGCCAUGUCUCCACGGCAACGGAAGAAGGUGACGAGGACCACACCCACGAUGAAAGAGCUCCAGAUGAUGGUUGAACAUCACCUGGGGCAACAGCAGCAGGGAGAGGAACCUGAGGGAGCCGCUGAGAGCACAGGGGCCCAGGAGCCCUGCCCACCUGGGAUCACAGACACAGAAGCGGAGUUAAGGCUGGGCACGUCUGGGAAAGCACAAAAGCCUGCAGAACCCGUCCCUAAAGCUCGGGAGAGGGGCAGUGAGAAACCCAGCACAGAGGAGCCCACAACCCAUAUACCACCACUGGAUUCCCAGGGAGCCAACUCGGUCUGAGAGUGAAGGAGGUAUCCUGGAAUGGAGACUGCAGUUGGGAAUGCAUGGACACUGGAUGUUUCUUAUUCUUCACUUUUAGGGAAAAAUCUCUUGUUUUUAAAAAGUGAUAAAUUUGGUGUUAGGUC